Rhodamnia argentea is the source of this 865-nucleotide messenger RNA. Its product is annotated as glyoxylase I 4-like. The transcript is spliced from 5 exons. The coding region runs from base 130 to 633 and encodes 167 amino acids. The record is from RefSeq and is a predicted model, not a curated record. NCBI's taxonomy places the organism in Eukaryota, Viridiplantae, Streptophyta, Magnoliopsida, Myrtales, Myrtaceae.
GUCUCUCUCUCUCUCACUAAAGACGGAGCAGUCCCUGAAAAUUAGUCUCAUCAUCGGCCUUAAAUCUCUCGACCCUUUUGGUGUUUUUUUGGGUGAAUCGUGAUAAUCUUUUGGAAGAACAGAGACAGGAUGAAGAGCAACCCGUUGCAACUGAAGUCCCUGAACCACAUCUCCUUCGUCUGCAGAUCAGCCGAGGAGUCCAUCGACUUUUACCAGAACGUUCUCGGCUUCGUCCCCAUCCGUAGGCCCGGUUCUUUCGAUUUUGAUGGCGCAUGGCUCUUUGGUUUUGGAAUGGGGAUCCACCUGUUGCAGUCGGAGGACCCUGAAACUAUGCCGAAGAAGACUGAGAUUAACCCUAAAGACAACCACAUCUCUUUCCAGUGCGAGAGCAUGGGGGCAGUGGAGAAGAAGCUGAAGGAGAUGGGAAUCGACUACGUGCGGGCGAGAGUAGAGGAAGGGGGGAUCCAGGUGGACCAGCUCUUCUUCCACGACCCCGACGGUUUCAUGAUCGAGAUUUGCAACUGCGACAGCCUCCCAGUCAUCCCGCUGGCCGGCGAGGUUGCCCGCUCCUGCUCCCGGGUCAACAGCCUACAGAUGCCGCAGCCCCGGGUCAAGCAGGUGCUCCAGCAGUAGGAGCAUCCGAUCAAAAAUACAUGCUUCGAUUCGUCAGGUUGUCGUGAUUGGAUUACCCGACGAUGAUGUAAGAUUUAUGGAGUCGGGGUGUCCUGUCAGGGAAGAAAUUCGAAGAGUCUCUUUGUUUUGGUGAGAAAGGAGGAGAGACGGGUUCCUUUGCUGCUUUUGUUUUGCUCUGUUCUUGUCCAUGUUGGAUUGAAAUAAAGGACAACGUAGGAGUUUGAAACUUCAA